GGAGGAAGACAAAGAGGCCGUAGUUUCCGGGAGUCCGCUGUAUACACCGACAGUCCGAAGUCACUUGAGAAGAGAAAAACCUGCUGCAGAGAGUGACACAAGCUUGGGACACCACACAGAUGAGGCCCGCCCCUAGCGGCCUGGACAGGCCCAGCAGCCAGAGCCCAAAAAGCCAGGGCUGUGCUCUCUUGGGAAGGAGGAGGAGGCAGCCCUAGGGAGCAGAAUUCAGCUCAGACCAAGCACAGGGACAGAGCUUCGUGAGUGUGACUGCGCUCCUUCCUCUCUGCCAGCACAAUCCCCGGGAGGCCUCCGGAUGGCCGAGCCACGUGGCCGUGAGCUGGAGGCUGAGUGCCCUGUCUGCUGGAACCCCUUCAACAACACAUUCCACACCCCCAAAGUGCUGGACUGCUGCCACUCUUUCUGCGUGGAAUGCCUGGCCCACCUCAGCCUGGUGACUCCUGCCCGGCGCCGCUUGCUUUGCCCACUCUGUCGCCAGCCCACCAUCCUGGCCUCGGGGCAGCCAGUCACUGACUUGCCCACAGACACUGCCAUGCUGACCUUGCUCCGCCUGGAGCCCCACCACGUCAUCCUGGAAGGGCGUCAGCUCUGUCUCAAGGACCAGCCCAAGAGCCGCUACUUCCUGCGCCAACCUCGAGUCUACACACUGGACCUCGGCCCUGACCCUGGGAGCCAGACCGGCCCCCCCCAGGACACAGCCCCUGCCACCGGACCCAGGCCCAUUCCCGUCCCCAGCCACUACUCUCUGAGGGAGUGUGUCCGCAACCCGCAGUUUCGGAUCUUUGCCUACUUGAUGGCUGUCAUCCUCAGCGUCACUCUGCUGCUCAUCGUCUCCAUUUUUUGGACCAAGCAGUUCCUUUGGGGUGUGGGGUGAGUGCUUGCUCAUGGACAAGGAGCAAGCUGCUGGGGAUGGGGACCGCAUACCCUCACCUGGCGUUGUGCUUUUUUGUAGUAUUGCUCAAUUUACCAUCCAGGGAUCGGUGUUAGGCCAUAUAUUUGCUUCUGGGAACAGAAAAGGCCCCACUAUGAGGGAAAUUUAAAAAAAAAAGAGCAAAACCAAAAGUUGAAGGACGGGGGGAACUGAGACCUCCUGGUGUGAACCAUGGGGGCCAUGGAGGACACGGAAGUGGUUCUAUGGCUACAGAGCCACACAGCAAACUGUGCCAAAGGGCUGGACAAUGGUAUCCAGGAACCUGGCUAGCCCAAACAACAAAUUACGUUUCUCAACGGAGCUGCUUUGGACUCAGUUCACCACUUCAUUAUGUGUUGCUAAAAAUUUUGAAAAAUGAGUUUCAAUUCUGAGGGCAAAUGUGCUUGUCUCUUCAGCUAUUUGGUUGUCUUGCUACCAGUCCCAGGAAAAUGGUCUGCAUUCAUUAAUUCAUUCAUUUAUUCAUUCCACAAAAAUUGUUCAGGAAGGUGCAGGAGCAACAGGUAAGAUAUCUAGGGGUGGCAGAUGGCCCCCAGCAAAAGAGAGGGGACAUUCAUUCAGCAGCUUCUUCUGUAAGACCUUGUGUCAGCAUGUAGCUCUUGGAGAGUUAGGGGAUAAGAAUCUAACAGUGAAAGAAGCCAGAUCACUGAAUUAAGCAUCUGGAAUUUGGAGGAAUAGGUCUUUAGUCCUGCUAGUAGGUGCAGAGGCUCUGACUAGACAGGGUACAGAGCAGAGCUCAGACUCUACUCCUUGCAGUACCAUAAUUUUGGCCUCAAGAGGAAAGACAAACUCCUGGCAGAGGCAAAACCUGAGCUCCAGUCCCAAGCCACAGUAGGUGUGUGUGUGUGUGUGUGUGUGUGUGUGUGUGUGUGUGUGUGUGUGUGUGGUGGGCGCUGGUUUUCACUUUACACCACAGAAUCUAGAAACCAAGGAAAUAGCAUGUGAAUGAUCAGGCUGCUGCUUGGCAGAUCGACACCUCCAGUGCCUAAAAUCAAUUUCUGUUUUCUGUUUCCCUAGUUUUAAACUGGUCUAGUGGUUCAGGGCUCUGAAACAGUCCCCAUAUGGCUAAAACAUCACAUUAUGAAAAAGUAACAUUUUGAAUUUUGAAAGACUGUAUAAUAAACUACCAAAGGGCAGAACUUGAGUCACUUUUACUUUUUAAAUCGAGUUUUAAUGGGGCUGUCUAUAUAUUCCUUAGGGGUCUUAAUAUACAAGAUUAUUUCUUGCAUUGAGCAAAACAAUAUGAUUUUAAGCUCCAAGUGAGGAAAAAGUCUCCAUUACGAAGUUGGAAAGCUGCAACGUAUCCCAGCAGGGACCAGCACCUGUCUCUCCGCUUAGCCAUUGAAGGUAAUUACACUGACGCUGCAACUCAAUCUCUCCCCACUGACUUCGUUUUUUUGUAUGUCUUAGGCUCCUUAACUCUGUGGCAGGUUAAGUUAGGCAAUGAUCUCACCAUCGCUGUCUGAGCUGAGGGACAGGCUCCAGCUGCUCAGUACAGGGCACAGAGCAGCCAGGGGAUGCCCAGGAAGGGACACUGGCCUCUGCAGUAUGGCCUGCUGGUCUAAGUAACUUCACUCCCACUGUACUGAUGAAACUCAGGCUCUGAAAGCUCAGCUGCCUUCUUUAAGGUCACCUUGCUAAUUAGUAGUUGUUUUCACUCAAAGUAGAACUUUUCUUCUUGGAGUGACUGCUACACCAUGCAAAUAAGAGAGUUCUGAGUUACUUCAGAUAGGGAAGAUAUACUAAAUAUCACAGCACCCUCAAUUUUCACGCUCAGCAGUUCCACACUGGGGCAGUCCCACCAUCUCAUAGGUCAUUUGCAAAUGUGUGAAAACACCUCUGAUACUCAACGAAGUGGGUACUUCUGUGUUUAUUGCACAGGUCAGGGACACUUGAGACCUGCUGCAAUACUCAUGGUUAUCCCAAAAUGCAAAUGAGCAUCCCGUUGAACAAUACACCAUGCUGCUCCCAAGUUCCCAAAGCAGCAACAGGGAAAUUAACUCCAUUCAGCAUGACGUCAGACAGCAAGUGACAUACUGAUAGGGCAGUGUUACAAAACGGACUGUACAGGAAACAGGCCAUACUGAUCUGAACGGUCUUGCUGCCAGGGUGGCCAAUACAUUCAGCCCUACAGAAUAUCUUCAUAAGAUCACAAAUGGUUAAAAAGACAACUCAAAUUUAGUUCCAACACUUCCUAGGUGGGUAAUCUUCAGUGUUUUAAGCAUGUUUUGCUUGUAAAAAGGGAAUAAAUUCAUAUGAUUAUGAGGGUCAAACAAUACGUCUAAAUGUGCCUUGUACAUUAUGUAGGCUGGAAGUACUCUGUUAAGUGAUGGCUAUGAUGUCAUGAUUUCAUCAUGACUGUCAUGAAAUGCUACAUCUUGGCCUUGGGUUUCUCAGCAAAUAAUUUCUUACAAUGAUGUCUGAACAAAUGGUUAUUCCACCAACCUGCCAAAGGGUUAGACAUUUUGCCCAAAUGUUACCCUUUUGGAACCACCAAAAUACAAAAGACAAGUCUAACGGACCUAAUAAAUUCAAACCUGAGAAACUAAA
Molecule: messenger RNA, 3496 nt
Organism: Chinchilla lanigera (long-tailed chinchilla)
Lineage: Eukaryota; Metazoa; Chordata; Mammalia; Rodentia; Chinchillidae
Gene: Rnf183
Product: ring finger protein 183
Exons: 2
Coding region: 314-892 (192 amino acids)
Biological process (GO): protein ubiquitination
Molecular function (GO): ubiquitin protein ligase activity
Source: RefSeq, a predicted model, not a curated record